CACAAGGACAGAGAAAAGGGAAACGUGUUUCAAGGAAACUGACACUGACAAACAUCCCUAGGAUGUUGUGCGUGCGUGUGUGCCUGCGUAUGGUUUCCUGCUCUCCAGAUUCUCUUCCCUAAACUGACACCCACUUAACUGUCACACACACACACACUGACAGGCAGAGAUAGAAGGGGUGGGAGAGAGUGUGUGUGUGUGGGGGGAGAGAAAUAUAGAGACGGUAUGAGAGAUAUAUUAUUAGAUAUACGAAGAAAAACGGAGGGCAUCACUGGAAAUUCCAAAUAAGCGAUGCGUGUCGACGCGCCCACACACACACACACACACACACGUACUGUGAGAGUGACGUACUGGUACUGGUACUUUGGUACUUCACACUUCUGACUUGAUAGUUUUACUUUCACUUAACGGUAACUGAACCACCGCGCGAUCUGAGCGCAUUCUUGACACCGCCCCGCACCAGGACCAGCUCGACCGCAGGUCACCGUUAUCUUUAGUAGAACAUGUCUGCCUCCAAUCUCGGUGGAAUUUUCGUCCUUCUUUCAUUCUCAGUGUUUCAAUGUUUUGCCUUAAACGAUCCAGCCUGUGCAGGCCUGAUGCAGAUCAGCCCCUCCAGGCUGGUGGUGAGGUACGGAGACCCAGCCUCGGCCCUCUGCACCAUCACCCAGGACCCCAAAGAACCAGACCUGUUCAGCUGGGAGGCUUCUAUAGGCGACGUGCGGAUCCCUGGGCCCAGAAACAAGACCUUGCAGGUGGACAGGGUUGACCAGUGGGACACGGCACCUCUGUGUUACAGCACCUUCCUCAUGAAGAGCGAGGAGUUACAGUGUAAAACACGGCUGAACGUGACUGUGUACCAGCCUCCAGACAGCAUCCGGCUGCUAGCAGAGAUGACAGGAGACAUGGUUGAGGGUAGUGAGUACACGGUUAACUGCUCUGUAGAGAACGUUGCUCCCAUCCAGAAGCUCAAGGUACGGUUCUACAGAGGAGACACCCUGCUGAGCACCCAGGUGCAUCCUGAAACCACAGAGCUCAAGCCACAGAGCGCAGCCUUCCGUCUGGACGUGAUGGCCAGGGAGGAGGACGAUGGCUCGGAGGUGUGGUGUGAGGCCAGCCUGGACCUGGAGAACACGCCCGUGAACAAGUCUGCACGAGUCAGGACCAGUGUGCUCUUGGACUGGCUCCCCAUCAUUGCAGGGCUGGUGGGGGCGGUGAUAUUUGUUGUCAUAGACGAGGCUUAG
Osmerus eperlanus (European smelt) is the source of this 1241-nucleotide messenger RNA. Its product is annotated as intercellular adhesion molecule 2-like. Gene Ontology annotation, biological process: cell-cell adhesion. The coding region runs from base 504 to 1241 and encodes 245 amino acids. The transcript is spliced from 5 exons. Gene Ontology annotation, molecular function: integrin binding. The record is from RefSeq and is a predicted model, not a curated record. NCBI's taxonomy places the organism in Eukaryota, Metazoa, Chordata, Actinopteri, Osmeriformes, Osmeridae. Gene Ontology annotation, cellular component: membrane.